This is a messenger RNA of Penicillium paradoxum, 4224 nucleotides long. It is a transcript of the gene jhd1, whose product is annotated as [Histone H3]-lysine-36 demethylase. The transcript is spliced from 2 exons. Gene Ontology annotation, molecular function: zinc ion binding; transcription coregulator activity; DNA-binding transcription factor activity, RNA polymerase II-specific. The coding region runs from base 1 to 4224 and encodes 1407 amino acids. Gene Ontology annotation, biological process: regulation of transcription by RNA polymerase II; protein demethylation. The record is from RefSeq and is a predicted model, not a curated record. NCBI's taxonomy places the organism in Eukaryota, Fungi, Ascomycota, Eurotiomycetes, Eurotiales, Aspergillaceae.
AUGAUGAGUGCGGCAUCAUUUGCGAAUCCGAUCGGCGGCCGUCCGCCGCAGUACCGUACUCCGUCCCCUCCAUUACGCGCUGUCGAACCUAUCACUCCAUCCGCAAACACCGAUUUUUCCUCCUCUUGGACGAACCGCGGUCCUCCCCGAGCUGCCAGUCUUGAUCGCGAUCAGCGUCCAUCGAAUCACAAUCGACAUGUCGCUGCAGAGAGUGCCUCACACCAGCGAUCGGGCCAUGGCCGCUCAAACUCCACCAUCGAUACACUUGCGACGAUCGCACUCGCAACGAGUCCUACCUUCGCACCGCUUCCUCAAAAUCCGCCUUCCCCUACGCCUCGGUCAACAAUUCCUCUGUUCCCACUCGACUCCGCGGACGCUGAACGUCCGGCCAAGCGAGCACGGUCGGCGAGAAAUCCGUCGCCCUACCGCCCGCGGCCAGGGAUGCUGACUGAAAAUCCACAGUCAACUGGGCUAGAAAGCAUGACAACGGAUGCAGAGCUUCUACUCAAUCUCGCACGGCCUACUAAUUUCCACCCAGGUAACCACACUAAAAGAGUGAGCAUCGACGAAUCGUCUCACCACUACGCCGGUGAUUCUAUUCGUCAAGCUCGAGUUGGCUUUGCUGCCGCAGGAAAUUUGGGCGACAGCGAUGUCAAGUCGAAUCACAAUUCCGAUGAUGUUCCUUAUGCGCGCAUGCGCUCUCGCUCUGAUGGAUCAGCCUUCAUCUCCCGUCCUGUGAUGCGUGGAAUCCGGCCAACGACCAGCUCCGGUACUCUCCCACCAAUAGUUUGGGAAGAUGAAAAUCAAGAUAAUACCUGGCAUCCGCCCGGGGACACGCCUCGUCAUUGUGCGUAUGUUGCUCAUCCUCCGGUCAACUCUCAGGAAUCUCAAUGCCCGAAAAAGUCUGUGACUAUUCCGCCAAAGAUGGAAGAUGAAGAGAGCGAUACCAGUCAAGCAAGCUGUGGGGCAUGCCAUUUGGUGCGUAUCCCGGUUGAGACCGAGGAACAAGACGAAGACACCUGGAUCAGCUGUGAUGGAUGUAAACGAUGGUUCCAUAUUGUUUGCGCCGGUUUCAAAAAUGAUCGGGAGGUUCGCACCAUCGACAAGUUCAUCUGCCGGCCAUGUCGAUCAACAUACGGCCAAACAACUUUCGUGCGCAAGUCCUCGCGGGCCCGUACAGCCAUUGACUACGCAGGCCUGAACCAAGGUCUCGUCAAAGCAGCCACCGACUCACUGGAACAUCACUAUCUUGAGCCCAUUCGUCAAGGGAAAAUUCGAUUCCAACCCGAGAGCUUUCCCCGGAUGAAGCCUGAGCUGGUCACGGCGGAAUACUUCGAACGGGGAAAUGGGUGGACGGAACCUAUCGUGAUACCUGCCUGCUGGAACACAUGCCAGCCCAUUUCUUCGGAAAGUACAGACUUCGAAGCUUUAGUCCAGGAAGCUUCAUCGCAAGAAAUGUUUGAUGAUCUGCUCGAUAGUCUUACAGACCAAGAGCCCCAUGUCGAAGAAACAGUUGAUUGUGGGCAAGACCUCUUGGGUAUGGUCAUUCCCCAGGGUCUUACUGUCCGCACUGUGGCCGAGCUUUACGGACCUGAAGAAAGGGUUGAAGUCAUCGAUGUCAAGUCUCAGCAAGGAGAGGACAAGCGAUGGAACAUGCAGAAAUGGGCAGAUUACUAUGAGAGCAACGAGCUGGACAAGCCUGUCAGGAAUGUCAUCAGCUUGGAGGUAUCGCAGAGCAAACUGGGCAGACUCAUCCGACGACCGAAGGUUGUGCGUGACUUGGAUCUGCAAGAUUCUGUGUGGCCAGAGGAGCUGAAGGCAAUUGGCGACUAUCCCAAGGUUCAGUUCUACUGCCUGAUGUCCGUUGCUGACUGCUAUACCGACUUUCAUAUCGACUUUGGAGGAUCUUCGGUGUACUAUCAUAUCUUAAAGGGCAAGAAGACUUUCUUCUUCAUCCCACCUAAAGACAAACACCUCAAGAAGUACGAGGAGUGGUGCAACUCUCCCGCGCAAGACUCGAUAUUCCUUGGAAACCAGACCAAGGAGUGUUACCGUGUGGAUCUUUCCGAAGGAGACACCAUGUUGAUCCCCUCCGGCUGGAUUCACGCAGUGUGGACUCCAGAAAACAGUUUGGUCAUUGGUGGCAACUUUUUGACCAAACUGAACUAUGGCAUGCAAAUCAAGGUCCUCAACAUUGAAAAGGAGACCAAGGUUCCAAAGAAGUUCCGAUAUCCUUUCUUUCAAAAGAUUCAGUGGUAUACAGCACUGAAAUAUCUGGAAGAUGACCCCAUCCCGCAAAAUGUCAUGGAAGCAUUUAUGCAGGACGAGAACUACCGGUUCCACCGCCAAUAUCCUAUUUAUUAUGAAUUUGGAGAACGUGCCAACCAGGAGCCUCGAGGAUCUCCUCAUCACAAUGCACGUUUCUAUUCGCAAGCGGAGUUGGAGGGUCUACUUGAACUAACUAAGUAUCUGCUGCGGACUGCGCUCAUUGCGGGGGGCUAUACUGUUGACGGGGCCAUCUCCAUGGACGUUCGAAACGCAGUCAGACGUUCCAUCCCCAAAGGAACCGGUGAUCCUGUGGAUAUUAUCAGGAAAUUCGGAGUAUGGGUCGCAUGGAAGCGAGGCAACGAAAAGGCCCCCCUAUGGACUAGACCUGGCAUCAUCGAAAGCAAUCCUAAGGUCUCCAUCACAGAAAAGAAACCCGCAGGGCGACCAAGUCGGCGAUCUGAACGCAAUGUCGAUAAUCAACGCACAUAUGCCGAAAGACAAGCAGUCCAGUGGCCUUCUGAAGAGCCACCAGCAACCCCGAAUCCUCCAGCCAACAGUCUGGCUUACGCACAAUCGGAUGGAAGUGCAACGCCGGCACCAUUCAGCGUUGCUCCAGAUACCAGCAUCAAAGAGAUUGCUACUCCCAAGCCUCGAGCUGUGCAGCGAGCCUCAGGCCUUGGGCCCAAGCGAGUUGCAUGUGACGCUUGUCGCAAACGACGUAUUCGUUGCCGACACAAAGAUGAGCCCAGUGAUUUGGUGCUGAAUGGGCAAGUCGCAGUCAAUACCUUGACACCUGGUUCUGGUGUGAGCACCCCUUCAUCCUUAGCCCAGGAUGCUGUUUCCGCAUUGAACUCUCUAGCGGCAAUUGCAUCUCAAACUGGGUUCCAGAACAAUGGGCAUCUUGUUGACCUGGAGCGAUUCGAGAGCUCGGGAAGAUUUCAAUCCGCCGUCAUGGGCAACUCCACGGGGGCUGCCAAUCGACUCAUUGAUGCGAGCCCCGACGGAACCAAUGGAGGGAAAAAGGGGCGCAGCAAGGCGUGUGAUGAUUGUCGGAAGAGUAAGCGCCGUUGCAUCCACGAUGAAUACGGUCGGAUAGAUCCAAUCAAGGCUCAAGAGCGCUCCAAACCUCGUGCGAAUGCUUCCGCCAAACGAGCACGUGCUGCUGAUGAAGAUGAUAUGCUUGUCACUGCCAAGAAAACGAAACAGGAAAGCACGUCACCUAUGGUACAACCCGCCUUGUUUUUCGAUCAUGAUGGUGAUGAGCUGAUGGCACAAGCCGAUUUGAUGGAUGUUUAUGACCGUGAACCAGCCAAUCAAAUCGAUCCAACAAGCGAGCAUAUUCCUGGGCCAGAUGAAGAACCUCAAGAUCAAGCUCUGUACGCGUCGCCGCCUGCUUUGCAGGCUGAUUCUAUAGAUGCAAAGGAUGUUAAAUCUGUGCCUGAAACGAUGCCUGUCUCAUCGUCCAAGCCUAACGCCUCCUUGGUUUCCCCACCCACGUCGCUGGCCGACGAGAUGGAUGGGGUCCACGAGGGAGAUGCUGUACAGUCUGUGGAGGGGGAGGUGUCGACUGCUCUUCACACUCCCAACUCCAGCUCUCGUCACUCAUCUCGUCAACCCCGACACGUCGAUCGAUUCGCGCCCGAUGCAUCUGCAACCCGGGCUCCAAAGCCAGCGGCUAGAGCAACGUUUUCCAACAUUGGCGCACGCAAGACCACUCCGGUUCCACCGUCAUCGAGAAAGCCUUCGUCGCGUCCCUCGUCCUCACACGCCAAGAAGAGCUCUCCGAUGUAUGAGAAACACUUCACUCGCCAAGCCCCUACAUCAUUGUCUCCGCGUCAGCACAAACAUAAUCAGCACCUCACUGGAGAUGAAGAUGCUGAUGAAGAGAGCCUUCGUUUAAUACGAGAGCUCCAAGAACAGGAGUUUGGUCUGCGAAAACGUUCUACACGAGUCUAA